Molecule: messenger RNA, 1718 nt
Organism: Clupea harengus (Atlantic herring)
Lineage: Eukaryota; Metazoa; Chordata; Actinopteri; Clupeiformes; Clupeidae
Gene: ccdc32
Product: coiled-coil domain containing 32
Biological process (GO): cilium organization
Source: RefSeq, a predicted model, not a curated record
CCGUUCAACAGAUUAUCGUUUAACGUUAGUGGUUUUGGAGGACAGACGUUUAUAAACGCUACGUCCAAAAAAAGCGUUUCCAAAGGUUAUCAUGAGAUUGAGCUAGCGAUUUCUGCAGUGAUUUCUGCUUUUGGAUUUUUUAAAGAACAAUUGUGGGCACUAGCGAAGCGCUAGCUAACCAUUACUGCUUCUCUACAAGGCUGUUGGGUCAAAUAUGAUCGACGACUUUGAAAACAAGGACGCACGGUCCAGCGGGGAACUGUGGUCCGAAAUCUGCUCUAAGUUGCCCGAGCUCCAGGAAGAGGGCCAAGAUGGGAAAGCGCAAUUUACAGAUUCUUUCCAACCCGGCACACAGAUCAACAAACAAGCGAAUGGAAGUUCUUCAAAUUCUACCUUCAGUCCAUGGGAACGUUUGGCUGAUUCCGAUGUCUACAUAGCCAGUUUAGAAAAUCGUUUGAAAAGAAUCAAGGGCCUGACAAGUGAGGUUACCUCAAGAGAGAUGCUGCGUUCCCUUUCACAAGCGAAAAAGGAAUGCUGGGACAGAUUCCUACACGAUGCUCAGACUUCAGAACUGUUCCAGAAUGGAGGGGAUAUGGAUGAGGGUGCUUUGGAGCACUUUAAGCGCUGGCUGAUCCCUGAGAAGGUGGCCAUCAGUGCAGAGGAGCUGGAGUACUUGCUGCGACCGUCACAGACCGAAGCACAGCCAGGUGGAGACGCUUCUCACAGCGGGGCAGAGGAAGAACAAGAGGAACGUGAGGAAAUGGAUGAGAGUGCCAGUCCAGAGAAAUAGAAGGCCGGUUUUGUCUCUAGCGAAAAUGUAUCAACAGUAACUUCAACGGGUUAAUUUCUGUGUGCGCUAUGGUGGUGUUGAAAGUUGACACUUGCUGGCCACCACCUUGACCAACUUUCACGUGAUAGGAGCUGGAAAAAUCACAGGCACAUUUUGAUGUUGAUAUGUUCGUCUCAUUCUGUCAUGUGUAUCCAUAAACAGUGUUCAUGCUCUUUGUCAGCAAUUAUGUUUAAAAAGAGCAAGGCCAUUAACUGAGCAAAUCAGUUAAUCAAUUCAUAUGAGAAAUUAUGUGCAACCAUGUUAAACGUCAAGGUCUUCAGGAGGUUUGUAUGAUAUAGUAAUGUCUGUUUUUAUAAGCAUUGUAGUAUAUGCAGUAAUACAUCUUUAAUUUAAAUGUAAUGUCAUUCAUGUCAAUGGUUCAUAAAUGCAUUCAACUUGUAAUUGUAAAUCCACUGAGCGUGAAACAGCAUCAUUGAUUGAGUCAGCAUUGAUGUGUGUAUAUAAUCAUUGUCUCAAACAUGUGCUGUUUUAUAUUUGAGUAUUAAAACUACAUAGACGAGUAAAUGUGUUUUAAAAACGUAAUCCAUUGUACAGUUGUGAAUACCAAUAAUUAGAAGGCCUUCGCUGAAGCACAUAGAGGGUAGGCCUACUCACAGGCUUACUUGGGUAAAUACUGAUGCUUGCCACUAGAGGUCAGCGUUGUGAAAUAUUCAGAUGUAAAGCAUCUGGCGCCUGUUUGGCUUGAUAAGAUGUAAGCUAUUUAUCGGCAAAUGCUUUGGGGUCACACAUCGACAGACAGCAUCUACAGUUGAGUCAUUGGUGUUAUUGUGAUCCUUCAUUACAUGUGGGGUCGUAAAAAUUGACAUGAUUUUCUGUCAAGUAAAGGUGUUAUUACAUGAAGUUAGACCAAUAAACAUUUACACUUCAA